This is a messenger RNA of Symbiodinium pilosum, 519 nucleotides long. The record is from the annotation of a GenBank genome assembly. NCBI's taxonomy places the organism in Eukaryota, Dinophyceae, Suessiales, Symbiodiniaceae.
AUGAAGCGACCGGCUGAGAAAGCCGAGAGCAAGGCCAAGCGCGCGAGGGCGGACCCGUACAAAUCCUACUGCGAGAAGGUACGGGAGGGCUUGGAGCUUUCCAAGGUUUCGCCCGCGGUGGUAAAGAUGCUGUCCUCCAUGACAGACAGCGCCCUGCUUACAAGCAAGGAUAAUCGUCACAAGUAUCAAGCGUCCGUGGUGCACAUGGUGACAGACAUCAUCCAGGGCAUCGGAGAGGAUUACGAGAAGUCCAUCGCAGAUAAGAAGUCGCAAAUCGCAAACUGCGACACCAUGCGUGCUGAGAGGGAUGCUGACGUGAAAGGCGCCAAAGAUGACCUCGAGGCUAAGAAGGCAGCGACCCAGGAAAAGAAGCUGGCACUCGCAGCAGAUGCGCAGGCCUUCAAAGCAGCCAAGGAGGGCGUCUCUAAGGCACAGGCCGCAGUUCGCGCUGCUGACAAAGACUUGGUGGACAAGCAGAAGGCAAAGGACCGAUCCUGGAACAUACAUGAAAAGCUGUGA